CCCACAAGCUGGGAGCAAAGCCAAUAAGCAAAGGUGGCCUCGGACCCGGGGACAGGGUCCCCUCAGUCAGUUACUACCAGUGAUUUGACCCUGGCUAUCGGAACUGAGGCGGGGGGAUAAACAGAGGCCAUGGGGGCGGGCGGUGAACUGAGGACCCGGAGCCGCGUCGCCAGCGGGAAUUGUAGUUUUUGGUUUCCCAAAGUCUCCGCUGAACAGGCUUAUGACUGAGCAAAUUUGUACUACAUCUCCCAAAGUUCCUUACGAGCACUGGUUGUCCCGCCUCUGGAGAGCUCUGCAUUGUGGGAUAUAUAGUCCGAAAUGUGGCGAAGCAGGGCAGAGUCCAAAGAGAGGUGUAGGACUUGGACUCGGUUUCCCUGCGGCCUCGGUAGGCUCGCGGGCCAUUGGCUGAGCGGGGAGAUCUGGUCUCGCUCCUCCCCGCCCCCAGUGACACAAUAGCAGCUCCCUCCAAGAUGGCGGCGGCGACGGCGGACCCGGGAGCUGGGAGCCCGCAAGCUGGAGAUUCCUCUGGCGGGGGCGCUGGGGGCGGGCUGCAGUCCCCGGGGGAGCAGGAGCUGAGCCGGCGCCUUCAGCGCCUGUACCCCGCGGUCAACCAGCAUGAGACGCCGCUGCCGCGCUCCUGGAGCCCCAAGGACAAGUACAACUACAUCGGCCUCUCCCAGGGCAACCUCCGCGUCCACUACAAAGGUCAUGGCAAAAAUCACAAAGAUGCUGCCUCAGUGCGUGCCACCCACCCCAUACCUGCUGCCUGUGGCAUUUAUUACUUUGAGGUGAAGAUUGUCAGCAAAGGAAGAGAUGGGUACAUGGGAAUAGGACUGUCAGCUCAAGGCGUCAACAUGAACAGACUUCCUGGUUGGGAUAAACAUUCCUAUGGUUACCACGGCGAUGAUGGGCACUCAUUCUGCUCCUCCGGGACUGGCCAGCCCUAUGGUCCCACAUUCACCACAGGAGACGUGAUUGGCUGCUGUGUCAACCUCAUCAACAGCACCUGCUUCUACACCAAGAAUGGCCACAGCCUUGGUAUAGCCUUCACAGACCUCCCGGCCAACCUCUACCCCACCGUAGGCCUGCAGACACCUGGGGAGAUUGUGGACGCCAACUUUGGGCAGCAGCCCUUCCUGUUUGACAUUGAGGACUACAUGCGGGAGUGGCGUGCCAAGGUCCAAGGCACUGUGCACUGCUUCCCCAUCAGUGCCCGGCUUGGCGAGUGGCAGGCGGUGCUGCAGAACAUGGUCUCAUCUUACCUGGUGCAUCAUGGGUAUUGUGCCACAGCCACGGCUUUUGCCCGAAUGACUGAAACCCCGAUUCAGGAAGAACAAGCAUCCAUAAAGAACAGACAAAAGAUCCAGAAGCUGGUGCUGGAGGGCCGUGUGGGUGAGGCCAUUGAGACCACACAGCACUUCUAUCCAGGACUGCUGGAACAUAACCCUAACCUGCUCUUCAUGCUCAAGUGCCGACAAUUUGUGGAGAUGGUGAAUGGGACUGACAGUGAGGUCCGCAGCUUGAGCUCCCGAAGUCCCAAGUCCCAGGACAGCUACCCUGGCUCCCCCAGCCUCAGCCCCCGACACGGCCCUAGUAGUUCCCACAUGCACAACACAGGAGCAGACAGUCCCAGCUGCAGCAAUGGCAUCGCAUCCUCGAAGAGCAAACAGAACCACAGUAAAUACCCUGCACCCAGCUCCUCUUCUUCCUCCUCGUCUUCCUCAUCCUCCUCAUCCCCAUCAUCUGUCAAUUACUCCGAGUCCAACUCAACAGAUUCCACCAAGUCCCAGCCCCGCAGCAGCACCAGUAACCAGGAGACCAGUGACAGUGAGAUGGAGAUGGAAGCAGAGCAUUACCCCAAUGGUGUGCUGGAGAGUGUAUCUACACGCAUUGUCAAUGGCGCCUACAAACAUGAGGACCUACAGACAGAUGAGUCCAGCAUGGAUGAUGGGCAUCCUCGGCGGCAACUCUGUGGGGGCAACCAGGCUGCCACAGAAAGGAUUAUCCUGUUCGGUCGCGAGUUGCAGGCACUGAGUGAGCAGCUGGGCCGGGAGUACGGCAAGAAUUUGGCCCACACGGAGAUGCUGCAGGAUGCCUUUAGCCUGCUGGCAUACUCAGACCCCUGGAGCUGCCCUGUUGGCCAGCAGCUUGAUCCCAUCCAGAGGGAGCCUGUGUGUGCUGCCCUUAACAGCGCCAUUUUAGAGUCUCAGAACCUGCCAAAGCAGCCCCCUCUGAUGCUCGCCCUGGGUCAGGCAUCUGAAUGUCUACGGCUCAUGGCCCGAGCAGGCCUGGGAUCUUGUUCCUUUGCCAGAGUCGACGACUACUUGCACUAGCAGACCAUGCCAGCUGGCCCCACCUGGCCCUCCCUCAGCCCCAGGGCUGGAGCAGCCCUGCCCUCCAUAGGCAUUUGGCGCAGGGACCUGGAAGCCAUGGGCAGAGUCCAUUCCUCCUGCCUGGCCUCCCCCACUCCCUUUCCUGUCCUUUCAUCCUUCCCUCCCUCCCUCCCUUCCUUCCUUCUUUCCUUCCUUCUUUAUUUCCUGCCUGCCUGCCCUCCCUCCCUCCUUCAUUCCUUCUUCCUUUUCCUUCUUCCCCCCACCCCCACCCUCAGUUUCUCUCUCCCCUUCACGUGCAGCGGCCUCUGACACAGUAUUGGCUGGUUACUCUCAUGUAGCGCCUUCUACUUUGAAAGGGGGGUCUUGUUUUUGAGGAGGGGUUGGGUUUUUUUAAUCUUUUUUUUUUCCUCCUGACUGAGCCACCAGUAUUUAUCUCUGGAGAGCUUGUGCUGAGCUGGUUUCUGCUAAUUUAGUGAUGAAGCCUAUCCAAGUUGGUGAUAGCUUAUUAUUUUCAUAAGUAAAAAAAUGAGAUUAUAUAUAUAUAAAUAUAUAUAUUAAAAAAAGACACAGUAUUUAUCGUAGUGUUAGUGGUCCAGCACCUCUUGGGCGAGGCUGUCCAGACACCAUGUUUUUAUUUGAGUCCAACUCAUAGAAAAGAAUCAUCUCUGUCACCUCAGCCAAGUGAUAAGUUUAUUUCAGGCUUCCCCUGUGUUGAGUCAUAUGCCCAGCUGCGGCCUAGGGAAGCCCAAUAGGCAUUGGGGGCCACUUAGUAGACAGGUCAGGCUAAGUUGGUUUGCAGCAUCUGAGAGGUAUGGGUCCUAGGCUCCUGAGAGCUGGGGUGAGCAGAGAACUACAGGGCUGAGGCUUCAGAGAAGGGAUGAGUUGGCCUAGGGUUACACGGUGAAGCAAGAGAGUAGAGGGUCCUUGGCCAGCACGCUAUCUACCAUUCUUCCCUGCCUCUCACUGCCUGCCUUGCCCCUCCCUUUCUCCCCCUUUCAACAUCCUAUUUUCCCUUGUUAAGAUGGCCAAAUAAUUCAUUUACUCUAAAUUGAUUGCCUGGAAACUACCUGCCUUUGACCCAAGAGCUGCUGUGUGUCAGGCUGCGGGGAGGAUGUCUCCAUUCCAGGACAGAGGCCCUUGAGUACAGGGGCUGCCUUCUUUCUGCCUGGAUCUUCACCGUCUCUGCACAGCUCUGAUGGAAUCAGUGCUUUCUGUUGAGAAGCUAGGACUUUGUGGAGGCAGAUUCUUGGGCCACCAGUUGCUGGAGUGGAUGGAACUCUUGACCUACUAGGCCAGGCUUUGCUGCAGCUGUGCCAGGCAGCUCCCUGCAGCUUGGCCCCAACCACUCUCAGAAAAGACUAUUAGGAGUAUUUGCUGGCCGGAGGAAGGGACCUCAUGGGCUCUACAAAUGUCACCCCAGCUGUUUCAGAUGGAUCCUCACAGCUGGUGAGGCAAAAACAGUCCUGGUACUGCCAUCAGGGAAUCAGGAAAGGAAGGGCUGAGAUGGCUGCUAGGACUUGGGCAGGCCAUCCAUUGAGAGGACUGACUACCCAGGAGGAAGAAGGGAGGAGGCCUACCCAGAGGAGCACCAGGAGGGGCUGGGAUUUCCCUAUCUGCCUCACAGUGAGAGAGAGCACACAGGCAGCCCUUGCAAAGGGGGAAGGCCAGAAAUUGAACUUCCAAUCCCUGCCUCAGCAAGGGCUGAGUAGAUUCCUGUUCUCUGGCAGCGGACACAGGGAUGGUGAUAUGGCUUGAGAUACUCAUUGCCUGACAUGCCCACAACUGGACAGGAAAAGUGAUUGAGUUGGACCAACUCCUGGUGAUAGGGUUAGGGCCCUGGCCCUCUGCUCUCCCAGGGUUCUGCCUUGGGACCUGAUCCUACAGGCUGCUACUUUUCUUGGUCCCCACCAGGGCCUCAGCUGGCACCCCACAGACUGUGGCCUGUUGAGGAGGUGUUGUCUGUAAAGAACCUCAUCCUGUGCAAGGCUGGGGAUGUCUGGCCCCCAAACCCAGAAACAUCAAGCUGUUAAAAUGGUCAGAGCUGAGCAGGAUGGGGAAUUAAAACUAGAGGCUUUUGCAGCUAGAAUGGGGUUCAGAAAACAUCUACUCCACCAGUCCUCUCCUUUUACAGAUAAUGAGACAGGCCCAGGAGAUUAAAUGACUUAACCAAAGUCACACAGCAAAUUAUGUGGCAGAGCUGGGACUAACCUCAUCCCUCUGGCUUGUGCAACACUGUUUAGUCCUGAAGCUAAAUGGCGGGUGAGGGCUUAGGCUGGGGAAGGCCCCAGCAGUAUCUGAGCAGCUGGUACCUUCAGGGGUGUGUCAGGGAUGGGGAUGGGUGCAUGGGCUUAAGUUGUGGAGCGGCUGAGAGAGGGCCCAAGAGGGCCCAGGGCAGCUGUGUGUGCUUGGGGUUGGGUGUCCUCCUGACUCGUGCUCAGUACCCAUGGCCACCUCCCCAUUUUCUGUGCCUUAUCUCACUGUUUCAGCUGAGUCCAAGUUGUUUACUCUGUUCCUCUCCAGAGGGGCUCUCUGUCCCAGUUGGACAGCUUGCCUUUGGGACAUAAGCCUUUGCCCCACAAGCCGUGGAGAGGACCAAAACCAAGCUGCUUGAGUCCACUAUCUCAUGGAUAGUCCAGGGCUGCCUGCCAGCCAGAGGAGCCCCUUAUGCACACCCAGUCCUACCAGCCUGCUUCCGGGAGCCAACAGUGGGGAAGGCACCUGGGAGGAACCCCAGUGAAGGGCUGGACUUGACCUGUGGGGUCAGGAAGAAGACCCGGUUCCGUUGGGUUGUCCAGCCCUGGGGGAGCAGCCUUCCCUAUUUAUCUUUCCCCCUUGUGCCACCAAAUGGUCACUCCUUCCAGAGCGGACACUGGCAGACCACGCAAAGACAGCCAGAACCUCUGAUCCUCACACAAAUCUGUGGCUGGGGGUAGGCCACCAGGACAGGGACACCAAGAGAUGGAGAAGGGGGGACUGCCCAGCCACCCAGCGCCUUCCUACCCCUUAAGCAAGCACAAAGAAGAUGAGGCAGAGAACUGUCAGAGCUGAAAGUUUCUUUGGUUGCUCACAACUCAGGUAUGCACGCCGUGUGGCAGCCAGGCAGCAGAGCCCUACUUGACCGCCAGUCCCGUGCACCAGACCUGUGGCCUGUUCAUGGACUCUGAAUGCCUCAGGUGCCGCCUCUUUGCAUAGGGUUUUCCUCCAUUAGUAACUACAGCUGAAACAGAUGUCCUCCACAUUGUGCACACUGGUUCUGCCUUUGUCCUCGCAAGUUGAUAUUUGGCAUUAGCAUGAAACUUGUGGGCGUGGGAGGGUUUAGAGAGAAUUCUAACACAAAACAUCCUAUUAAAUUGUACUUGAGAGAUGAAAAAAACUCCUGUUGUAUUUUGACAGAAUUAUUUUUAUUAAAAUACACAUCCAUGAGUAGU
Canis lupus familiaris (dog) is the source of this 5761-nucleotide messenger RNA. RefSeq names its product RAN binding protein 10 (gene RANBP10). Gene Ontology annotation, biological process: cell surface receptor signaling pathway; cytoskeleton organization. The transcript has 14 exons. The coding region runs from base 471 to 2333 and encodes 620 amino acids. NCBI's taxonomy places the organism in Eukaryota, Metazoa, Chordata, Mammalia, Carnivora, Canidae. Gene Ontology annotation, molecular function: protein binding. The record is from RefSeq and is a predicted model, not a curated record. Gene Ontology annotation, cellular component: cytoplasm.